CUGUAGUGAUCGUAAGAGAAGUACCAAGCGAGGUAGAAUUAAGAGUACCAGAAGGAAAUAUGGGGACAGGGGUCCCGGUGAGUUUAAAGACAAUGUGGAAAUUCGAGCUCUGGUGAGUUGAAAGGGAAUGUGGGAAUUUGAGCUCUGGUGAGUUGAAAGGGAAUGUGGGAAUUUGAGCUCUGGUGAGUUGAAAGGGAAUGUGGGAAUUCCAGCUCUUGUGAGUUGAAAGGGAAUGUGGGAAUUUGAGCUCUGGUGAGUUUAAAGGGAAUGUGGGUAAUGGGGCCUGAGAAAUUUUAAAGUGAAUGUGAGAAAUGGCGCCCCAAUGAUUUUAAAGCAGGGGGUCCCAACUGGGGUCCAUGGCAUAAAAAAAAAGCUUGGGAACGCCAGGUUUAAAGGGAAUGCGAGCCAGUUGUGGAACCUUCAGGAGGAUUUCUGAAAAACCGGAUAAGGGAUUGUUGGCGUUUUACUGUAAUGGAAUGGCAUUUCCUACCUUUCCAUCUGUGGGAAGGAUUCUAGAAUCUAUUGAAUUUAGGAAUUUGACAGCCAGUACAUCCACUAUCUUCAAAAGCAGCAGCUCUUUCAAAAGAACACACACACACACACACACACACACAUACAUGCUGGGGAACUCAGCAGGCCAGGCAGCAUCUAUGACAAAGAGUACAGUAGAGGUUUCGGGCCGCGACGCUUCCUCGGGACUCUUUCAAAAGGUUACUGAAGAUAUAUCACCUUUUCAGACCUAGUUCCCUCAACACAAACGUUAAAAAAAGCAUGUGCAUGGAUUUAAAGUAACGGAUAAAUGAUGAGAUUUUUCACUCGGGCUGGGGCGGGGUGAGGGGUGAGGGGUGGCUUGGAACUCAUUGACUGGAAGGGUGGUGGAGGCAGGGACGUGCAUCCUUUGGUUUUCGCUUCGGCAGGAUUACAGGAUCCAGUGUAGUUUAAAGCAGAGUUUAAGAUCAGAACAGGAGUGUUUUUUUUUAACCUGGGGCGUGACCGCUUCCAUUUAGUAAAAAAAUCAACUUCCUUUUCGAUCUGUCAUUUUUAAAGUGAGAAGUGACUGACUGCGGGUUAGUUUUCUUCCAGAGAUCCAUGCUUUUCGUCUUCUGAUUUGGUCGAAUUCCUACUUCUUGUCUUGAAGAUUUUUAUAUCCGGAGGACAGUGCGGGCUGGUAUCACCCUACGCCCACUCAACCCGGCAAGUAAAAUUAGUCAAUGGAAAGGCGGCGCCAGCGCCCUACCCAUUCACUAUCGAUUACUGGAAGAGAAAAUUUGCUGUUAAAUACUGAUCAUCUUAACUUCUGAAAGUAAGAAGGGGAAGAGCAUUACCACACCGCAGCAGAAUUUCUGAUACACCUUUUUGGUGUAAAAUUGUUGAACUUCCUGUUGCAAAUUUCCCGUACUUCGAACUUCUUUGAAAUGGACCUGCGAGGAUUCAGCAAGAUUUCACUUAACGCACUCUUUUACUUCGCUGCGUUUAGAGUGGCAGCAGCUGUUGACAUUCGCAAUAAGGAUUUCAUCAAGGAAUGCAUCAGUACCCACAACCUGUAUCGCUCUCAAGUUAACCCUCCCGCCAGCGACAUGCUGUACAUGUCAUGGGAUAGGACUCUCGCUGAAGCAGCUCUUGCAUGGAGUAAGAAAUGCAUAUUUGCUCACAACAAGGAUCUAAAAACUCAUUGGAAACUUCAUCCAGUAUUCAAGACUAUUGGGGAGAACAUUUAUGUCCAGACGGGUUCCAGUUUAGAUGUUCCCGCUGCUAUAGAAAGUUGGCAUAAUGAAAUUCACUAUUAUGAUUAUAACUCCAACAGGUGCGGAAAAGUGUGUGGUCAUUACACCCAGCUCGUCUGGGCAUCAAGUUACAAAGUUGGCUGUGCAGUUCACACCUGCCCAGGGGGAAUUGCUCAGUUCAGCCGUGAGCCUUCGACCAUUUUUGUUUGCGAUUAUGGACCACCUGGAAAUUAUCCAAGACAUCCUUAUUUAGAAGGAAAAGCAUGUACUCAGUGCCCUGACAGUUGGUGUGAAAAUAGAUUAUGCAGAAAUGCAACACGAGAGAUGACAAAUAAUUCAGACUCUGCAUGUGACAAUUACUGCAUCGCUGUUGUAGCAAUGAGACCAUUGACUCUGAUUAUUACUGUCGUUGGAGUAUAUCUGAUACAGCAGAAGUACACUAACAUGUUUGCCUAUACAUAGUACAUGCCAGUUUAAAUCAUGUCUGCAAUUAUAUCAGACCUGAAUACUGGAUUUUGUGUGGUUGAAAGAAAGGAAAUAAAUGACACCUCCAUUAAACACAAAACAUAGGUAUCAACUCUCAAAAUUUCUGAAGAAUCAUGAUGGAGGUCAUACUUUGAUCUGCACUGUAGCUCAAAUAGUGAUACCAUGACAACUUUUCAAUUUGUCAGUUGGUUUGUUAACUUCUAUAGUGGAAAUAACUUCAAAUUACCUGCACUAUCUAAACAGGAAUGCAUUAGGAAGCUAUUGGAUAUUUUAGAUGAGGACUAUCAUUGAAUAUGAAAGGGGAAAUUUUGGGAGGUAAUUAAUUUUUCUGGUUAGCGACUGAAGCUUGAAUUUUGCUUUAACAUUUUUAAAAUAAUUUUUAUUGAGAUGCAUCUUGAUCUUUUUGUACUUUGAUGUGAAUAUUUUUGCUCAUUACUGUUAACAACAUUUCCACAUGGAAACAGAGCUUUAUAUUUUGUUUUCAGCAUUAACUGUCCCAGAUCAAUUAUAAUGCAGUCUAAUAAACCAUGAAACUCUUUCACAUGUUUCAAUUUGCACUUCAAAUAUUAAAUGUUUUAUUUCUGUACUUGCUUCAAGAUUUGUCAAUGCCAAAUCAGGAAUUUGUCCUCAGGUCUUGGCCUGAGACGUUGACUGUACUUUUUUCCAUAGAUGCUGCUUGGCCUGCAGAGUUCCUCUAGUAUUUUGUGUGUGUUGGUUGGAUUUCCAGCAUUUGCUGAUUUUAUCUUGUUUGUGUUAGGAAUUUGAUUAUGGUCCACAUUUACUGGAUUAAUGGACAGAACUGAAUUUGUGGUGUUCUAAAUAUGCUGAAUAGGUUCUGCCUUAAACUCAUUCUGCAAUAAAAAUGUUCAAAAUGGGGUUCCAUUUAAAAUUGUUUUGUAAAACAAGAGAUUAUUAUUUGAAUAAGUAUAGCAUUUUGGUAUCAAUUUGAAUCAAUGCAUUUAAGGACUUCAUAAAGGAUCAACUUUAUUUGCCAUAUAUAUUUACAUGUAUUAGGAAUUUACUGUGAAGUGUUGGUCAGGGCUUGACGUGCAACUAAAAAUGUCAAUAUUCGACAAUUAUAAAGAAUGAUGCAAAAAAAUAAGUCAGAGGUUAAAGGAGAGAAACUAUGCAUACCAGCAUAUAGUUACAAUGUAAAAACCACUUUUUGUAACACCUUUUAAGUGUCUACGGUGUAGUACAGUGACAUGCUAACGCGCGUGGUUGGUGAGAUUGACAGCCUGGGAAAGUAAGUUUUAAGAUAAUGUGGUUUUUGUUUUUAAAAGCCCUAUAACACUAUCCAGAAGAGAACUUCUAGAAAAUGCAGUUUACAGGGUGGGUAGUAUCAGCUAUGAUUUUUUUUCCCCUGCUUGCUGCUUUCUUUCUUUUUGUCCACCUUAUUUAAAAAAAAUUAAAUUUACAUUUAACAUUUAAUAUUAAAAGUAUUAGAUUAACAUGUCCGCAGAAGGCAAGGUGUGUUUGUAGAUGGGUCAUACUCUGCCUGGAGGUCAGUGACCAGUGGUGUUCCUCAGGGAUCUGUUCUGGGACCCCUCCUCUUUGUGCUUUUCAUAAAUGACCUGGAUGAAGAAGUAGAAGGGUGGGCUAGUAAAUUUGCCAAUGACAGAAAGAUUGGGAUUCUUGUGGAUAGUCUGGAGGGUUGUCAGAGGUUACAGUAGGACAUCGAUAGGAUGCAGAACUGGGCUGAGAAUUGCAGAUGGAGUUCAACCCAGAUAAGUGUGACGAGGUUCAUUUUGGUAGGUCAAAUUUGAAGAAAAAAUAUAAUAUUAAUGUUAAGACUCUUGGCAGUAUGGAGGAUCUGAGAGAUCUUGGGGUCCUUGUCCAUAGGACACUCAAAGCUGCUGCGCAGGUUGACAGUGUUGUUAAGAAGGCGUAUGGUGUGUUAGCAUUCAUCAACUGUGGAACUGAGUUCAAGUGUUGUGAGGUAAUGUUAUAGCUAUAUAAGACUUUGGUCAGACCCCACUUGGAGUACUAUGUUCAGUUCUGGUCACCUCACUACAGAAAGGCUGUGGAUACUAUAGAGAGAAUGCAGUGGAGAUUUACAAGGAUGUUGCCUGGAUUGGAGGUUGUACCUUUAUGAGAACAGGUUGCGUGAACUUGGCCUUUUCUCCUUGGAGCGACAGAGGAUGAGAGGUGACCUGAUAGAGGUGUACAAGAUGAUGAGGGGUAUUGAUCGUGUGGUAGCCAGAGACUUUUACUCAGGGUUAUACAUUUUGGAGUUCAUUGCUGACCAAAUGAGCUAAUUAUAUCCAUGGCUACUACUGUAAGUCCAUGAGUAUUCUGCAACCAGAAAUGCUUCCCCAUUCCCAAACCAAAAUUUCUCCACAAUCUGAUGUAGAUAGUAUCUUUUCCAGAGGACCAGCUGUGCACAGCCUCAAUACGGCUGCAGAUUGCAUCUAACUUAAACAUCUCCCUCCAUCACUGGAAUCUCUGAUACCUACAUAUAAAAAGUUGCCAUACUUUCUUCAGGAAAACCUUAAGUUCCUCUACCUGCUAGGAUAAGCUGGGCAGGAGUUAUCCAUGGCCUCCUAACUUACCCUCAAUGUAAUGCCAAAAUACUUUGCCACUUCGGAUCAUAAUUUUGACAUAGCAGAAUAUGUCAUAAUCAAAUUUAUUUAUCACAUGUACAUUGAUGCAUUUAGACCAUAAGACAUAGGAGCAAAAUUAGGCUGUUUGGCCCAUUGAGGCUGCUCUGCCAUUCCAUCAUGGCUGAUACUUUUUUCCCCUCCUCAGCCCCACACCGUGGUCUUCUUCCUGUAACCUUUGAUGCCGUGGCCGAUUAAGAACUUCUCAAUCUCCGCCUUAAAUACACCCAACGACCUGGCCUCCAUUGCCACCCUCUGGCUAAAGAAAUUUCUCCAUUUCUCUGUUUUAAAUAGACGUCCCUCUAUCCCGAGGCUGUGCCCUCUUGUUGUAGACUCCCCCACCUUGGAAAACAUCCUUUUCACAUCUACUCUGGCUAGGCCUUUCAGGAUUCAAAAGGUUUCAAUGAGAUCCCCCCCCAUUAUCCUUCUAAAUUCCAGUGAGUACAGGCCAGAGCGAUCAAACAUUCCUCAUACGAUAACCCUUCCUCUUCUGGAAUCAUCCUCGUGAAUCUGAACUCUCUCCAAUGCCAGCACAUCUUUUCUUAGAUAAGAAGCCCCAAACUGUUCACAAUACUCAAGGUGAGGCCUCACCAGUGCCUUAUAAAGCGAGGAGGUGAUAGAAAGGAGUUAUAGGCAGGUGGUUACACCAGGGCCACGGGAGACAGACAAGUCAUGAGGGGGAAGGGAAAGAGUCAGGUACUAGAGAGUACCCCUGCAGCUGUACCCCUUGACAAUAAGUACUCCUGUUUGAGUACUGUUGAGGAGGGGGUGAUAGCCUACCUGGGGGAAGAGACAGUGGCUGUGCCUCUGGCACAGAGUCUGGCCCUGUGGCUCAGAAGGGUAGGGAAAGGAAGUAGUGAUAGGGGACUCUAUAGUUAGGGGGUCAGACAAGCAAUCCUGUGGAUGCAGGAAACAAACUCAGAAGGUAGUUUGCCUCCUAGGUGCCGAGGUCCAGGAUGUUUCAGAUUACGUCUAAAAUGUCCUGCAGUGGGAGGGAGAACAGCCAGAGGUCAUGGUACCUAUUGGUACCAACAACGUAGAUAGGAAAAGGGAAGAGGUCCUAAAAAAAGACUGCAGGGAGUUAGGAAGGAGGUUGAGAAGCAGGACCGCAAAGGUAGUAAUUUCAGGAUUACUGCCUGAGCCACGCCACAGUAAGUACAGGAAUAGAAUGAGGUGGAGGAUAAAUGUGUGGCUGAGGGAUUAGAGCAGGGGGCAGGGAUUCAGAUUUCUGAAUCACUGGGACGUCUUUUGGGGCAGGUGUGACCUGUACAAAAAGGACGGGUUACACUUGAAUCCUGGCAGGAAGGUUUGCUAAGGCUACUGGGGAGAGUUUAAACUAGAAUUGUUGGGGGGGUGGGAACCGAACUGAAGAGACUGGGGAAGAGGAGGUUGGCUUACAAAUAAAGAAAGCUUUUAGACAGUGCGAGAGAGAGGAUAGGCAGGAGACAGAGAAGGGACGCGCUCAGAUUGAAGGUCUGAGAUGUGUCUUUUUUUGUCAUUUUUUUUGGUUCAUCAUCAAACAAACAUUUCCAUAAGAUGUAUUUCAGAUUUUGUACAUACAUCAUAAUCAUAUUUGCCACAAAUCUUCACAAUAUUUAUCUGAGGUAUACACUUGUAGAAAAGAGAGGAAAGAAAGAACAAGUAAAAGGAGAAAACUAUGUACAAGUAGGGAGUGAUCUUUUUUUUACAACAUAUUGAUUUAUGAGAACAAAAUCAGGCCUAUGAGGUGUUAUGUAGUUAAAACACUUUUCCCAGUAUGAAUCAAAUUGUUCCAACUUAUGAUUAACAGAUGCUGUUACCUUCUCCAUUUUGUAAAUGUCCAUUGUAAUUUUCAUCCAUGCAUUUAAAGUUGGGCUCUCCUGUGAUAACCAUCUCCUGGUAAAAGUCUUUUUACCAGCCAAUAGCAGUAUAUUCAUUAAAUAUUUAUCUCUUUGCAACCAUUCUUGAGGUAUAUACCCAAAAUAUAUGGUCUUACUUUCACAUUUAAAGAUGCUUUGUAGGACACUGUGUAUCCCACUCCAAUAGUCUUUGAUAAUGGGGCAUUCCCAGAAAAUAUGAUAAUGGUUUGCAUUUUGAUUUUCACAAUUUCUCCAGCAAGCUGGGAGGUUACUACCAUAAUGGGAUUUCUGAGAGGGUGUAAUAAAAUGUCUUAUCAAGUCUUUCCAUCCAAACUCCCUCCAUUUCUGUGAACUGGUACACUUACAUUGAUACCUCCAUAUUAUUGUCCAUUCUUCCUCAGAUAUAAUUAUCCCUCCUUCCUUCUCCCAUUUUGUUUUAAUGUAUGAAGUCGAAUGUGUUUUAAGAUUUGACAAGCUGUUAUACACGCUUGAAAUGAUUCUACUGCUGUUAUCUGAAUUGUAUGCUUUUCUAAAUGGCUCUAUCAAACAUGUAUUUGCCUUGGUUACAUUUUUAACCCCCCUAUUAACACACUGUCGCAUCUGUAAAUACUGACAAAAGUCUUGUUUUUCUAAUAAGUGUUUCUCUUUAAGCAUUUCAAAACAUCUUUCAUUAUAUUGCAAAGAACUGUUAUUCUUUUAGCUGUCCAGUCCUUAAGUCUAGCAUCCAGUGUAUUCAGCGUAAAAUCCAAGUCAUAUGCACACCAUUUAAGAAUUGCAAUAUCUUUCUCUAGUUUAUAUUAUUUUAUAAUAGUUUUCCAUAUUUUAAGAGUCCAUUUCACCCAUGGGUUAUCAAUAGUAUUUAUGUACCUUUGUAGGUUGUUAUCAGCCAAAGUUGCUUGUAUGGGGAUGGGAAGUAUCCCCCCUCCCCAAUGUUUUUCCAUUGAGUGUCAUAUGAUGGGUUGCACUAACAUAUCACAGCUCUCAACUGUGCUGCAAAAUAAUAAUCUCUAAGAGAAGUUAGGCCUCAUCCCUCGUUUUCUUUGGCUAAUUGCAAAGUUUUGAGAUGAACUCUAGGCCUUUUACCCUGCCAACUAUACCUUGAUAACAUUUUGUUCAAUUCAUUGAAUUGAUUUUGAUUAAUCUCUAUUGGUAGGGUCUGAAAGUGAUAUAAUAGUCUGGGCAGUAUAUUCACUUUAAUAGAUUCAAUCCUUGAACUGAGACUAAAAAAAGGAAUUAGGUUCCAUCUUGUUAAAUCUUCCUUAAUUUUUAUAUAUAGGCUGAUAAUUGCAUUCUGAUAAUUUUGCCAAAUCUUUUGGCAUAAUAAUGACCAAAUAUUUGAAAGACUCUGUUUGCCAUGCCCAGGGGUAUCUACUUUGAAGUUCACUUGGUGGGCUGUGGUUAUAUGAAAGUAAUUGGGUUUUAUCUAUGUUGAUCCUAUAUCCCGAUAAUUGACUAAAUUGUUCAAAGGAUUGCAUCAAUUUAGGUAAAGAGUAUGUUGGUUGCCCUAGAUAGAUCAAAAUGUCAUCUGUGUAACAGGCCAAUUUAUGCUCUAUCCCUUUAAUACUAAUUCUCCUGAUAUCUUCAUUUUGUCUGAUGUAUUGAGCUGAUGGUUCCAGAUAUAAUGCGAAGAGUAGUGGUGACCAUGCACAACCCUGUCUCGUGCCCCUUUCUGGGGUAAGACUAUUUGAUAAAUAUCCAUUAAUUUUAAUCCUAGCAGUAGGAUUGUCAUGUAGUGCCUGUAUAGUUUUAAUAAUUGUGUCAUGGAAACCAAAUCUAUGUAAAACUCUGUAAAGAAAAUUCCAAUUAGCAGAAUUAAAUUACUUUUUAGUGUC
Molecule: messenger RNA, 8480 nt
Organism: Hypanus sabinus (Atlantic stingray)
Lineage: Eukaryota; Metazoa; Chordata; Chondrichthyes; Myliobatiformes; Dasyatidae
Product: glioma pathogenesis-related protein 1-like
Exons: 6
Coding region: 1416-2186 (256 amino acids)
Cellular component (GO): extracellular region
Source: RefSeq, a predicted model, not a curated record